Messenger RNA from Colletotrichum paranaense, 2547 nucleotides. RefSeq lists its product as uncharacterized. The transcript has a single exon. NCBI's taxonomy places the organism in Eukaryota, Fungi, Ascomycota, Sordariomycetes, Glomerellales, Glomerellaceae. The coding region runs from base 1 to 2547 and encodes 848 amino acids. The record is from RefSeq and is a predicted model, not a curated record.
AUGAACUGGACUGAGGGAGCUUUGGCUCGACAUUCUCGAGGGAAGGGCUGGAAACCGGAGAUCGCUAAACAAAAACAGUACUUCGCAAAAGCUCGCUCGGGGCUUCACGGUCCUCCCAAGCCCGGCUUCGACUCUUUUUCCUUUUUCUCUCAGCAGGCCAAUUCUUCGACAUAUCCUACGAAGCGCCUCUCUACAGUUCCAUCACAAAAUUCGCCGCACUUCCAACAGCACCAGCAACACCAGCAGCAUCAGCAACACCGGCACAGCCAGCACCGCCAAUGCGACCAGAAGAACCAGCACAAUGUUCCUCAGGAUCACCGUCUGUUGAUGUCGCCAGGGCAGCAUGUGCGGAAGGAACCUCUAGUCGCAGUAGACCACGGCAUUCUACAAGAGCCUCGCUCACAGCAUGCUACCAAGAAACGAAAGCUUCCUGACUAUGACCCUGAGCUCUUGGAUGCGAAGAGACACCGUUUGCUACAAAAAGGCGACUGGGCUGGGAUCAAUGUCCAAAAGUCGCUACCUCUGCAUUUCUCGGGAGCUAGCAGCUCAAAAGGACGCCAGAUCUGGGGCUUUCGCAACAAGCAUCCUGAGGGUCAAUCUGGCUUCUUCUGGGAGCAGAACGGAAAUGGAAGGAGACCACUACAAGGCAAAGCUACAAGCUACAUUAGCACGCAAGGCGGAGACAAAGACGUCCGGAUCAGAAUCGGCAGUGAGGAUAUUCGAUACAGCGGAGGAAGUCAGAUCACGGCAAAAAGCUCUCAGAAUCGUCUUCCCAGAACUGCGGCCCAGUCGAAAAGCUUACGACAGUCGGAAUACUUUGUCCAAACCUCGUCUCAAAUCUCUGCGCAGGAUUAUGGUCCUCCAGGGUUGCGAGGCCAUAGAGCUUUGCCAGUGUCCGAAACAAUAUCUUCGACACAGCGAAAGCAUGGACAGAGUGCUGCAUGCCGCGGAAAUCCUCCGCGCGCCUCGAUGUCGCUCAAAGAAUAUAGGUACCCAACCCGACUUGAGCGUUUACAAAAGGAAGGUCGGUCAUUACUUGUUGAAUCGUCUCCAUCCAGGGUACAUCAUCCUGUGCCUCGACGACUGAGCCAGCUUGUAAUGCUUGAGAGAUCAGGGAUACCAGCGUCCGAAAUGUUUGGGAGCACCAUUGGUCAGGUCGGUCGCAACCCAGUGCAAGAAGUUGCGCCAUCGGAAUGCAGUGAGAACCAGCGAUGGCAAAAGAUGAUCGAGUCUCAUGAAGAUCAAACAAAAAGCCCAUUCGAGAAAGAUUCUAGUGCAAGUCGCAAGAUCGUCAAGAUCAGUCCCGGAGUCAGCAACAUCCUCAUUUCAAGCAGCUCGGUAGUCCAUGGUUCGAGAUUCGACCACCCCCCCAUGAGCACAUUUACGGACUUUUCUUUGGAUGACAGGGCGCAGGACAGUAUGGAAACUGGCCAGUACAAGCGCUUUGGCACCUCUAUCAAGAAUGAUGGCCAACCAAGAGCCACUGCAGAGAAGAUGCGAUCCUCAUCACCUCUGCUGCCGAUCAUAUCAUCCACUCUAUCAGCUGGUCGACCGAGAGGUGACCUUUACAACGAUAAAGAGGGACUUUCCGAGGACACAUCCCUCGCGCAUGCAGAAUCCUGCUCAGACGAUGGCCACUAUGCGCAGCCUCGACAGCUACCGCCCAUGUUUGAGUCGGAUAGCGAGGAUAAACCAACUCUGAACAAGCGAGAACCAAGUGAGCAAAACUUGAGGCCUACCGAUGAAGAAAAUGAGGAAGUCGAAACCUCAAUUUUCCUUCCUCAGACACUAGAUACAGAUGCCGGAAAUGCUAUAUCGGUGCCAGGCUCAGAUAAAGUAGACAUGGAUACAGAGUGGAUGAGCUUCAUAUUCGGCGAAGACGUCGAAAAAGAUGAAGACAUUGCUUUCAAAGAGUCGCUCAAGGAAGCUGCACGAGACUUACGGCCAUCGAGCAGCUCCGCUGGCGACUACUACCAACCUUCUGUGGUUCCCAUCUCGGCCUUUGCCUCCAAAGAACUUGCACCACACAAGAUGCUUCAACACCAAGAUAAGGGCGCUCUGAAUCCGGCAUCGCUGGGAUCUUCUCUAAAGGCUGGCCAGACAGACAUGGCUAUCCGUGGAGAUCUCGUAGACUGUGAAUUAGAGCAUAGCCAAUAUCAAACCACUGACACAAACAUCGCAGGCUCCUUUAUAGCAGAAGAUUCGGACUCAAUCAUACCCCAAUCCGGAACAGAGUCUCUGACAUCUGAAGUUGCUCUCACGCAGAUAACGGACUCUAUGUCAAUGAUUGCACAACCAUCCAACUCUGACUUAAGCGAAAACGUGGGGCAAAGGUUUGCCAAGCCAAAAACCUUUGUCGGGAGACUAGCCUGCUCAUCAAGCCGAGACCCUAGACCAGUUUUGCCCCUGAGCGUGAAUGAAGUUUCCAAGAAAAGGGGUAGGCCCAAGGGCAGAUCGAGAAAGAAGAAGGCCGAGGAUGGACGUGCCAACAUCCGAGGGCUACCUAAUUAUGACGGGGAUCCAAUUGAAGGCGGAUCAGACGAGUAG